Ectocarpus sp. CCAP 1310/34 is the source of this 1422-nucleotide messenger RNA. The record is from the annotation of a GenBank genome assembly. Lineage: Eukaryota; Phaeophyceae; Ectocarpales; Ectocarpaceae.
AUGAGGGGGGGGAGGGAUACGAGACAAGGGGAGGAUUAGCGCACAUGGUGGAGGCGACGAGGGUUUAUGCCGCGGGGUCCCUGGUGUGCAUCGCCCUCGCGGUGGUGCCGGCGGCGACGGUUCUCCUUCCGCUUGUCACAGGACGAUCCCUCUUCGCGGCGAUGGGCCUGCCACUCGACGACGACCUCCCUCCUCUCGUAGCCGGUGGACUACUCUGUGCGGCGUGGGCUUGGGCUCUCUCGGCGCUGUUCCGGCUGCAAGUGGCUGCCGGACAGCAUCGCCGCCUUUUGUGCAACGCCCUAAUGCUUGCAGGGAAGUGGUUCGUGAUCGGCGCCCUGCUGAUGGGCGCCUUGCCCGGGCUGACGGGGCUGUUAGUCCACGACGCCCUUCGGGGGCCUCUGCCCCCCACCGAAGAGACCGCGGCCCUCACGUGGGGCAAGAUCUGGGCGCUGGGCCUCGUCUGCGUUAAGCUCUGGGCGAGGUGCGUGCUGGCAGGGGCGGUGAGGCACGAAGCAUGGCAAGGGCGUCUUCGGCGCUUGAGGGACAAUGGCUUCCGAGGCGUGGACUUCAAGUUCACCAUACUGGAGGUGUGCUUCCCCCUUCUCGACGUCGUCGGGCAGUUCUACUUCUGGCCGCACCUCUUGAACCGCUUCGCUCUCCCACUUCUGGUGGCCAACCAGCGGGACCUCCGUGUCAUCCAGAAGGGGAUGCCUUUUGUGUUCCUCCUGCUGAGGGCUCUUUGGUCGGCGGCGAUGUUCGUGGUGAACAAGAUGAAGGCUCUCCACGACCUGAUUCGCGACGAUGAGUAUCUGGUGGGCCUGGAGCUAGAGAAUAUGCCCCCUCAGGGCCACGCCGACGACGCCAGGCCGUCGUAGUUACGACAAGGCAUUACUGUCUCUCUAUUUUCGCUUGUCUCACGGUCAAACGCCUUGAGAUAUGGUGGGAUGUAACACCUGCGUAGAAAGAAGACUAUUCUGCUGCGGUAGGGGAGGCAUGGUGUUCUCUAUUGUGAGGCGCUCAUGUGUUCCGGCGACAGGAAUGCAGAAAAUAACGGAGUGUCCGGUCUUGUUACGAACGGGUAUAUUUCCGCACGCUUCCGGGGAAAGACAAACCUGGCGGUACCCGAGCAGUGGCGUUCAUUCUCGGACUCGACUGAAGACCCUUUGCGGGCAACAUCUUCCUGGAGUGCUUGGUGUGGAAUUGACCAGAUGACCGGCGCGAGCGCCCGGUCAUAAUGUCGGGGCGAGGUGGAGGGCACGCACGACUGCUGUAGAAUGGUGAUACCCUCAUUGUUCAGUUGGGUCCUAGGCUAAUCGUCGGCCAGACGACGCGCCUGUCAGUACUCGGUUCCGUUUCGACGUUUUUUUCCGUUUUUUCCCACAGAACGAAUACAAGGAAGGGAAAGAGAGAGAGAGAAAGAGA